Suricata suricatta (meerkat) is the source of this 2175-nucleotide messenger RNA. It is a transcript of the gene TERF1, whose product is annotated as telomeric repeat binding factor 1. Gene Ontology annotation, cellular component: chromosome, telomeric region; nucleus. NCBI's taxonomy places the organism in Eukaryota, Metazoa, Chordata, Mammalia, Carnivora, Herpestidae. Gene Ontology annotation, molecular function: protein homodimerization activity; telomeric repeat DNA binding. The transcript has 10 exons. Gene Ontology annotation, biological process: telomere maintenance. The record is from RefSeq and is a predicted model, not a curated record. Bases 14 to 1255 code for a protein of 413 amino acids.
CGAGUGGUUUAAUAUGGCGGAAAAUGAUGCUCUAGCUGCUCCGAGUCCGCGGGGUCGUGCGGACGGGGAGGACGCGGAAUCCCCGGAAGAGCGAAUGACAGAAACGCCGAGAGAUGAUCAGGAGCAGUUCGAGUGCCAGGAACUGCUGGAGUGCCAGGUGCAGUUGGGGGUACCGGAGGAAGAGGAAGACCCGGGCCCAGUGGCUGAGGCCGAGGCGGUAGCUGCCGGCUGGAUGCUCGAUUUCCUCUGCCUCUCUCUUUGCCGGGCCUUCCGCGACGGCCGCUCUGAGGACUUCCACCGGACCCGCGACAGCGCCGAGGGUACAAGGAACAGAAGGGCAGUGGUAUUUGUACAUGCACAGUUUGAAAAUGAUGAACGAAUUACACCCUUGGAAUCAGCCCUGAUGAUUUGGGCCUCAAUUGACAAGGAACAUGACAAACUUCAUGAAGAAAUACAGAAUUUAAUUAAAAUUCAGGCUAUAGCUGUUUGUAUGGAAAAUGGCAAUUUUAAAGAAGCAGAAGAAGUCUUUGAAAGAGUAUUUGAUGACUCGAAUUCUUGUGAGCCUUUAAAAAGGAAAUUGCUUAUGGUAAUAUCUCAGAGAGAUACCUUCCACUUCAUUUUUCAACACUUCAGCUACAGCCAAAUGAUGGAGAAAAUUAAGAGUUACGUGAAUUGUGUAAUAAGUGAAAAAUCAUCAGCCUUUCUUAUGAAGGCAGCAGCAAAAGUAGUGGAAAGUAAAAGAACAAGAACAACUUCUCAAGAGAAACCUGGUGGUAACAAUAUUGAACUGGAAACUGAAGCUAAUUUGGAUGUAGGGAAAAGUGUUACUACCAACAAACAGUCUGCCGUAACUGAAUCCUCAGAGGGUACAGUAUCCUUAUUGAGGUCUCACAAGAAUCUCUCUCGAUCUAAAUGGAAACACGGAAGCCAACAAGAUUUUAAUAAGAGAGAGGAAAGAGUGGAAACUCUUCAAAGUGGAAGAAAGGUAAAAAACAGACAUGCCACUGAAAGCAAGAGAAGACACAUUUCGAACAAUCAGCCGAUAACUUCUAAACCCCGUCGAUCUAGGAAAAAGCAGGCAUGGCUUUGGGAAGAAGACCACAAUUUGAGAUCUGGUGUGAGGAAAUAUGGAGAGGGAAACUGGUCUAAAAUACUAUUACAUUAUAAAUUCAACAACCGAACGGGCGUCAUGUUAAAAGACAGAUGGAGGACUAUGAAGAAGCUAAAACUGAUUUGCUCAGACAGUGAAGACUGAGUGUGUUUGUAAAAGGACAGUUAAAUAUUUUGAUCACGGAAUUUGUUUGAAACUUGGUGGUCAUUGAUGUAUCUUAAAAUUCGUGUCUAAAGCUUUACAGUAUCCUUAAAAUGUCACUUUAGUCUGAAGAUUGAUGCUAUGUGAGUAAGAUUUUAUGCCAUUGUUGCAUUCUUUAAGAAUCUUUUUCCUUUGAUAAAAUGUGAAUUUGUUGAGUCCUGGUGCUUUCAAUAAUUGUCCCCAAAUCCUGUCCCCCACCCCCAAAAAGUAAGAGAAAAAGUGUAUUUCUAUUAACUUGUUCUGUUUCUGUAGGCUGACUUCACAUAAAAACGUAAAGUGAUCUUAAUAUAUUAGUAACUAAUAUGCUUAUUUGUAGAAUGUAAAAAGUAAUCCAUGACUUGUAAUAUACUUAAAUUUUCCUUUGAGUAGUUUCAUAUAAGGGAGAAAACUUGAAAAUAGUAAUACCCAUAGAACAAAAUGUGUACUAUUACCAAGAAUAGCUUUAAGGCUUAUUUGGCUACUUUUAACUUUGUUUUAGUGUUAAAACUUUGAUAAAGAUGAUUUUAAAUCUGCCUUAUAAUCUGGUACCAUAAAUACCAGUUUCUAUGAAAUUUUCAUUUAAUACAUCAGUAUUGGGCCUAAGUAGUAUUCUGUAAAUGCUUAAAUUGGUAUUAACCAUGAUUAUUUGAUGUCUGUGAUAAAUGCUAAAUAAGCAAUGUCCUCAUACGUUACUGAACAGUUUUAGGUUUUCACCAGCAUUUUAUUCUUUAGAGGAUUUAGUCACAAAAUAAGAGCAUUCUUUGGCAUUUUGAGUCACGUGCUUUAUUUAAUGAGUGAAAAUACUGAAAUAUUGGUGUAUAGAAUUACAUGGUAGUAUUUAAUUUGUAUUUCAUUUCUUAUUAAAGUUGCAUAUGUCACUUUCC